Brassica rapa (field mustard) is the source of this 2139-nucleotide messenger RNA. RefSeq lists its product as uncharacterized. The record is from RefSeq and is a predicted model, not a curated record. NCBI's taxonomy places the organism in Eukaryota, Viridiplantae, Streptophyta, Magnoliopsida, Brassicales, Brassicaceae.
AUGGAAUCUGAGAGAGUGUCGUUACGAAUGUUCCACGAGCAUCCUAUGAUGCCUUGGAAUGAUCUGAGGAAAGGUGAUUGUUGUGAUCACUUUGAAUCUCAGAGCGAUGGAUACUAUUGUAAAAUAUGCGACCUUUUUGUGCACAAGAAAUGUGGCGAACACGAGCUCUCUGAAUCUAUCGACCACCCAUAUCACCCCAAUCACACUCUCUGGCUUCGUCCACAUACUCAAGGUAUUAUUAUUAAUACCGUAUGUGCUUUAUGUGAUAGGAGAAGCUUGUUUCUAUCGUAUCGUUGUGCUAUAUGUGACUUCGACUUGGAUAUACGCUGCUUCAAGUACCCACCACCAGAGGUUAUUGAUAAUUUCAAGAUGCACCACCACAAGCUCACACUCGUCAAGGAGUGGACUGAAAUUGACUGUUCUGCUAAGUGCGGGAAGGCUGGUCAUGGAUUUCCUUAUAGAUGUGAUGAUUGCAAUGUAGCCUUCCAUGUGGACUGUGUAUGGCAUCCACCAUCGGUAGAGCUAAAUCACUCACCAGAGAUAAACCACUCUUACCACUCCUUGCAUCAUCUCAAGCUCCUCACAGGUCCACCACCAGACUAUUCUGAUGGAAAAUGUCGUCUUUGCGGAAGAAAGGUUGAUAAAGAAUUGUUUUAUCAUUGUUCUUCUUGUAACUUCACCUUGGAUUGGCGUUGUGUUCUGAACCCGCCACCACAAUAUCUUUUGGAUUUGAAAGCUCAUGAUCACCAACUCACCCUUCUUCCAAGACUCGAUUCUUAUACUUGUAAUGCCUGCGGGAUCAAGGGAGAUCGAAGCCCUUACAUAUGCGUUCCAUGUGAUUUCAAAAUCCAUCAAGAUUGUCUUAGGCUUCCGCAUGUCAUUAACGUCAAUCGACAUGAUCACCGUGUUUCUCGUACUUCUGUUCUUGGUGUUGUGAAUUCUGUGUGCGGAGUUUGCCGCAAUAAGGUGGAUUGGACUUGUGGUGGGUUUUCUUGUAAGAGGUGUCCUGACUAUGUCGUUCAUUCCAAAUGUGCCACCAGUUAUGAUGUAUGGAACGGGAAAGAACUCCAAGGAGUACCUGAAGAAGAAGAAGACGUUGAGCCAUAUGUGGUGAUAGAUGACAACACAAUACAACAUUUCAGCCACAAAGAGCAUUACCUCAGAUUCAAUGAGAAUGGUGUUCUGUAUGAGGAUACCAAACGAUGCAGCGCAUGCACCCAUCCCAUCGGUCUCCAUUCCUUUUAUGACUGUAUGGAUUGUGAUUUUUCUCUCCAUCAGAAGUGUGCUGAAUGUCCUAAAAGGAAACGACAUGUGCUACACAAUGACCGGCUCACUUUAGUUUCAAACAAGGAGCUAAAAGUCUUCGUUUGUUAUGCUUGCCAUCGAAGGUCCAAUGGUUUCAUGUACAAGCAUGGGUGUAUGGAGUUAGAUGUGUUGUGCGGUUCAAUUUCUGAGCCAUUUCUCCAUCCAAGUCACCCCCACCAUCCCUUAUAUUUUAUUCCAACAGAAGAAGAUGGAAUAUGCAAUGGUUGCAACACCAAGGAAUUUCGUCUACUCAAGUGCAUUGAAGAUGAUUGUGGAUUUGUAAUAUGCUUCAAAUGCGCCACUCAACCAAAAGUGGUUAAGCACAGAGUAGACGAUGAUCCUUUCUCACUAUGCUAUGGCGAAGAAGAAGAAGAAGAAGCAAGUGGUAAAUACUGGUGUGGCAUUUGUGAGAAAGAAACCAAUCCAAAGAAAUGGUUCUACACUUGUAAAGAUCACUUGGCUAGUUUGCAUACAAAGUGUGUGCUCGGAGACUUAGGAGGGCUCAUGCCAAGAAGCGUAGCAAAGUUGUGGGGCACAUCGUAUGAGGUGGUGCUCAACAAUAGUGUAACUCGCCCAUUUUGCAUCUGGUGUAAGUAUCGUUGCAUGUACCAUAUCUACCUCAAGGUGCUUGGAAACUCAGAGACGUACUAUUGCUCUUUUCGUUGUUUAUAAUUCUUUAAAUGGAGACAUGGUCUGCUUGGAACCUCAGAGACAUACAUUAAAACUGUAGUGUAAAAAAAGUAGGCCAUGGAGGCAAGAUGUCUAUUCAUUUAAGUUUCUUAUAUUCUUCAUUGGACAAGUUCAUUUCCACUAUGGGUUGAUCUCCCUAAUCUA